Molecule: messenger RNA, 2668 nt
Organism: Nerophis lumbriciformis (worm pipefish)
Lineage: Eukaryota; Metazoa; Chordata; Actinopteri; Syngnathiformes; Syngnathidae
Source: RefSeq, a predicted model, not a curated record
AACGCCCCACAAGACAUGCGGAAGUGGUGUUUCCCCUUGAUGACGUCGCUGCUCCAGCCGACGAGAACUGUGCAGCUAGCUCCGGACAACGAAGAGAAUUAAUGACUUAAAUGCGAGUGAAAGUCCUGCGAGAGUGCGUUUUUGUCUAAAGCAUUGUACCCGACUAUAUAUCUCCGAGGCAAAAAAGUUACAAUGACUUCUUUUAACGAGUUAGCUUAGCCUCUCUGACCAGUACAGUGCUGGUCUCAGCCAAGGAUGACAGCUCCAAGCUAAGCUAACAACACACACCUAGUUUACAGAAGAGGAGCAAGAUGUUGGAGUCCUACGUCACACCACUCCUGAUGAGCUACGUGAACAAAUAUAUCAAGAAUUUGAAGCCAUCUGAUUUGCAGCUGUCUCUCUGGGGAGGAGAUGUAGUGCUCAGCAAAUUGGACCUGAAGCUGGAUGUGCUAGAACAGGAAUUGAAACUUCCAUUUACAUUCUUGAGUGGUCAUAUCCAUGAGCUGCGUAUUCAUGUACCGUGGACAAAGCUGGGUUCAGAGCCUGUUGUCAUCACCAUCAACACCAUGGAGUGCAUCUUUAAGCUGAGGGAUGGAGACCAGGAUGACCAUGAGAGUGGUUCUACCUCAACAAGUCGCAGUGUCUCAGAAAGUUCCAAGGCUACAGGCAAGCCCCGCCGCCUCCAACAAGCUGCCCCCAGCGACCCCGACCUGCCCCCAGGUUAUGUUCAGAGCCUGAUCAGACGUGUGGUGAAUAAUGUGAAUGUUCUGGUGAACAACCUAAUACUGAAAUACGUUGAGGAUGACAUCGUGUUGUCAAUCAACAUUACAUCAGCAGAUUGCUUCACUGUUGAUGAUCUGUGGGAAAGAGCCUUCAUGGAUAUCACAGCUCCAGAAUUGGUUCUUCGGAAAGUGAUCAACUUUGCUGAUUGCACCGUUUGCUUGGACAAGCGGAAUGCAAGUGGCAAGAUUGAGUUCUACCAGGACCCUCUGCUGUACAAAUGCUCCUUCAGAACACGUCUUCAUUUUAGCUACGACAACAUCAAUUCCAAGAUCCCAUCCGUCAUCAAAAUCCAAACCAUGGUGGAUAGCCUGAAGUUAUCAAUUACAGAUCAGCAACUUCCCAUGUUCAUCCGGAUUUUAGAACUGAUUAUUGCGCUUUACUACGGAGAAAUUGGAGGACACAGAGAAGCAGACCGAGAAGAAAGCAUCUGUCAUAUCAGGGAAGCUGGAACAAAUGUACCUGGGAUGGAUGUGGACAUAGAGAACCAGGGUCCAGGGCAGUACUCAAAUCCAGAGUUUUACAUGGACUCAGACAUGUCUGCAGAGAAUUACCAAGGAUGGGUCUCUUGGGCUUGGUCCUUCGUUCCAGCCCUAGUAGGCUCAGAGGAGGGGGAAGAAGGUCUUUUCUUGCAGGGAGAGACUGGAGGCGUCCCAAACAAUCCCCAACAACACACACUUAAGGAUCCCAUUGUGUCCAUUGGGUUCUACUGUACUACGGCUUCUCUUACAUUUAAGCUGACAGAGUGCCAGGCAGAAAGCAGCUACUACAGCCCUCAGAAGGUGAAGUCAAGAGAAGUUAUGUGCCUGGUACAAGAAGGAAUAACCAUUGAGGUACUGUUAAUGGGGGAGCCCUUCUUUGACUGUCAGAUUGGUGUUGUGGGUUGCCGGGCUCUUUGCAUGAAAGGCAUCAUGGGAGUACAGGAUUUUGAAGAAAACAUCAACCGAUCUGAAGAGGAUGCAGUGUUCUUCAGCUGUGGGGACAACCUAAGCAGCAAAGGAAUGACCUACCUAACCAACUCUCUGUUUGACUACCGCAGUCCAGAGAACAAUGGCGUCAGAGCAGAGUUCAUCCUGGAUACUGUUACUCACAAGGAGACCUACACAGAGAUAGCAGGCAUGCAGCGCUUUGGUGCUUUUUACUUGGAUUACCUCUACACAAUGGAGAACAGCAGCGGCAAAGAUUUUCAGGACUCGUCUGCAGGGAUCAUAGAAGACAUAGUGCCUACUGUUCAAGAGAUAUCUAUCAAGAGACUGGUGGUGGGACCUUUAGAUAUCAAGUUACACAGUAGCGCUGUGCAUCGCAUUAUCAAAAUGAUUAUAUGUGCCAUGGACCAUGAGUAUGAGCCUUACUGUAAACCACAGCAAGAAAUUGUUGAGGAAAGUCGUUCUUCAGUGAAUCCAGAGGAGAUCUCAAGAUUAGAAGAAUUUAUUCCCACCAGACUCACUUGUCUCACACUGCUCCAAGUCUCCAUCACUGUUUCUAUGGCUGAAUUCAACCUUCUUCACACACUAAUUCCUCUCAUCAUUGGAGGCAAGGUUCCACCAGGCCCAGUCAACGUAUCCGCCUUUCGGCCGAUGCGCCCCUUACCCUCAGCACAGUUCCAGGUGGAGCGGAUAAAAGUGGAACACUCUGUGCCCAUGUAUGCUCCAGAGUUGGUCAGCAUUGUCAGUGCUCUCAGCCAGCCUUCUGACAACCUUCUACAUCACUGCUAUGCACACUUUUACCUCAAGGUGUCUGGGUUCCAGGCAGGCCUUACAUGCCAAGAUAGCACUGGGGGAUUCCUUCCACUGAUCCCAGUCAUUCCCUCUUUUAGCACAGCACUUUAUGGGAAGAUGAUCCAGAUGCCUGCAUACUGGUGAGUUCGAAGAUUCUAAGAUUGGAAAAA